This is a messenger RNA of Pectinophora gossypiella (pink bollworm), 4512 nucleotides long. It is a transcript of the gene MTF-1, whose product is annotated as zinc finger X-linked protein ZXDB-like. Gene Ontology annotation, cellular component: nucleus. Gene Ontology annotation, biological process: regulation of transcription by RNA polymerase II. Bases 342 to 2621 code for a protein of 759 amino acids. The record is from RefSeq and is a predicted model, not a curated record. Lineage: Eukaryota; Metazoa; Arthropoda; Insecta; Lepidoptera; Gelechiidae. The transcript has 6 exons.
GAAUAUCCUAACUCUAGUUCGCAGCGUGUGAGGACAUCUCUACAAACUCAAGAUGUAACAUAAUACUCCGUGUUAGAAAAUGUUUGUGGUCUUCGGUCUCCCCUGUCAUAAUAAAUAACUGAAACUGAAAUUUUCCAUGCGCUGUCUUUUUAAUAUAUUUUGGUUCCUUUUUUUUAACAACAUAAUAUUUAUGAGUAUUUUGACGGAGUUAUUUAUUUUUCUAGAUUUUCCAUCGUAAAUAUUGUUAUUGACCUUCCUCUCUAUGCCGCAGUUUGAAUUUGCUUCGUCCCUUUAAAAUUCACGAUGACCGAACGUCGGACCAGUCAAGCGACAUCAGAACCAUGGACAAAAACAAGAAAAGGCAAGAAGACAACAGUGCUCGAUAUAAAUGCGAGUACGAGGGUUGUGAACGAACAUACAGUACAGUCGGCAACUUAAGGACACAUAUGAAAACACACAAAGGUGAAUACAGGUUCAAAUGUCCCAUGCAGUCAUGUAACAAAGCAUUUCUCACGUCAUACAGUCUCAAGAUCCACGUCAGAGCACACACCAAGUCAAAGCCCUUUGCUUGCACCAUAGGAGGAUGCAGAAAGGCAUUUAACACACUGUACAGACUACGCGCUCACCAAAGACUUCACAGCGGAGACACGUUUAACUGCAAGGCUGACGGCUGUACAAAGUUCUUCACGACACUCAGCGACCUGAAGAAACACAUCCGAACUCACACGCAGGAGAGACCAUACAAAUGCAAGACGGACGGUUGCGGCAAAUCGUUCACGGCAUCGCAUCAUCUGAAGGCUCAUUCACGAACACACUCAGGGUCUAGACCACACGCCUGCGCAUCACCAGGAUGUGGGAGGGUCUUCUCCACUCCCACCAGUCUCCGAGCUCAUGCCAAGAAACAUCAGAUGGAAGCAGAAACACCGACAGCAACAGUGAUCGAAACGUCGAACCCAACAAAACCAGUUCAAGACCUAAUGAACUGGGAAGGUCUCCUUGAGUCCUUCGGACGAAUAACCACAGAAUCCAACUCUACCGACGGCAGUUUAGAAGACAUCACGACUGUCAAUGCUUUACACAACGAUGCCGUAGAUAUAACCGAACUGCUAUUCGAUAAUGCAACUAACACAUCGACGCAUAGUACUAACAACUUACCCGUAGAAUACGAUUUAACCAAUCUAGGAGCAAUAUCACCCUUCGCAGUAGAUAAGAAUGACAAAAAAGAUACUAACGAAAAUUCUUGGACAAAUAUUGGUGUGUUGCCAAUUUCAUUACCGCCACAACCUAUGCAAGUUGGAAAAUUCGAAGGAGAAUCUAGGGCUAUAGAAUUAGCUCUUGCCAAUGAGAUAGAGGUUCAAGCUCCGUGGGUAGACGUCAGUGCCCUAGCGGCUUCUAUAUCAGAAACACCAGUUUGCAUCAAAGAGAAAACACCAGAAAGCAUCUUUACGCUUGCUACCUUUGUUCCAACUCAUAUGCAGAGCUACAUAGACUUGAAUCAAGAAGUCACACCCACUGCAAAUCUUAUGUCACAAAAUUCUUACGAUUUGAAUACUCCAACAAUAUUAGAUGUUGACGCGAAAAUAUUUAAUGACAGCCAGCUGAUCUCAAAUAUUGAACCGAGUAAACUCGACACAGAAAUAGAGAGCUUCUUGACAGAUUCAGAUUCACAAGACAGGUCGCUAAAUACUCCUCCUCCAACAAAAACAGAACUGAACGCGAAAAUAGAUACUGAUAAUGCCAAUAUUUUUGACAGCAACUUUUUGAAUACUCCUGAUCCUAAUGAAAAUACUGCUAAUCCUUUAUCUAGUAUAGCACAGAAGACAGAGAUCAACCUGUCGGACCCAAUUUUAUUUGCAGACAAUUUUUUGAAAGCUCCUGAGGAUGAUGUUGACAGGUUAUUGAAUACGCCACCCUCUCCUAAAGUACAUCAAAAAAUAGAAAUAAACCCAGCUAUAUCAGUUUUGUUUAACACAGAUUUAGCUUUAGAAGAUACUUUACUUUUCGACAAUGAGCCUGCCUCAGAUAUGUACGUUGUAAGAACGGAGAACAUAUUUGGCAAGGAAAUGGCUAAACGCAAUGCUUUAAAACAGUUAGCAGCUGACGCUGGUAUAUGCGCGUGUGCAGAAUGUAAAUGUGAUUCAUUAAAUGGGGAAUGUAGAAACUGCUCACAUGCAGAAACUCAUAAACCGCAAGCAUGUACAGAUGAUACAUGUACAUGUGUCGAUUGCAAAUGUGACCACGCAACUAUGAAAUGCGCCGUAGGUUGUGGUAAAGCAACGGACGACAAUCAUAACACGUUCUUACAUUACCACCGCAGGCAUAAGAACUGUAAUUUAGAAGAACUUGGUGUCUACACUCAGCAAGAAUACGAUGAAGAUAACAGUGUUAUAGAUAGCUUGAAAUGUUCUUGCAAAAGUGGUCCGGACAAGAGUUGUUGCGGUACAAAUAAAGAGAGUUCGUCCAAAUCUGAUUCAUGUUGUGGUAAUAAUAACAACGAUAAAAAAUCGUGCUGCGUGACAAUAUGUUUUAAGAAGUUGGACGCAUUCAAACAGUUUUUGUCGGACAAUGAUUUACUCCAUGCAUUGAAAGCGCACAACUUCAACCUAACCACGAGCUUGUAGUUAGUCGCUUCAUAAACGCUGCAUUUAAUAUUGUACAAACAUAAUGUAUUGCCAUAAUUUCAUUUGUUGAAUUUUAAGCACUAUUUAUAAUUAUUAAGCGAUAUUCAUUGUUAUAUGGGUAAACGUAUUUGUAUGUGCCAUUUGAAUAGAUUUUAAUAUUUAUAUUAUAUGUUGGAGAUAUUUAAAUAUAUAAUAAAACUGAUAGUAAACUUAUAGGGUUCCUUUGCAAACUUAUGAAUAAAUUAAAUAAUUAUUGAUGGUGUAAUUUGUAUAAAGAUGUACUUUUGUGCAUGGCCAUAUAUAUAAUAUAUAUAUGUCACCGUAAAAUUGUAAAUAACGUUAGAUUAUAAUCUAUCUCGCGAGAUUGUGAACUGUCGAAAAAUUGUGAAACGUAAUAUACUGCUUACAAUUUAACGUAUUAUUAUUCGUCAGAUUAUAAUCUAUCGAAGUAAAACUGUUAAAUCACAAUCUUACAAUUGUCAAAUUGUCAACUGUCCGACGGCUGUCCCUGAUUGGUCGGCCUUACAGUAGACCGUUCUGUGUCCAUAGAGUUAGGAAUAAAACACAGGUGUCAGUCAAAUAAAAUAAAUGCUCUUCAAGAUUGUGAAAUCAAGUACGUAUUUAUUAAUUAUUUAGUAAGUAAUCAAUAAUUCUGACAUCACAUGGUAAGAAAAAAUGUAUCAAAAUUAAAAAAUCUGAAACGUAUCAUUCAGUAUACUUUUCGUGUGUAAGAUAAACAUGCUGGCGGCAUAGGGGUGGCCCAAGGGCCACCCCCGCCGCACCCUAACCUACUGUUAUGCCUUGUAAAAAUUAUGACAAAACACUAUUAUUCUAAAAAAGAAUUAUGGAUAUCUAUUUAUUAAUCCCAAAAAUAAGUUAUACCUAACAAAACAGUAUUCCUAGAUGUUAUUAUGGGAAAGUAAAACUAUUAUGCUAAAAAACGUUAUGCAAAAAGGAUUAUGAUAAUUAAAAUUAUGACAAAAACAUUUAUGCAUUUUAAGAGAAUCCCAAAUUAACAUUAUGCUCACUCUAAUAGUUUUGUAACUCUAUGGUAUAGCACGCGAGGUGCGUUUCGUAUCACAAUUUGACGGUUUCACUUCGAUAAAUUAUAAUCUACCGAAAAAUAAUACGUUAAAUUGUAAGCAAUAUGAUACGAUUCAUAAUUAUUCGACAGUUCACAAUCUCGCGAGAUUCAAAUCGAUAGAUUAUAAUCUAACGUUAUUUACAAUUUUACGGUGACAUAUAUAUAUUAUAAAGUAAAUAAUAUAUUUUAAAUAUUAAGCAAACAAUGGUGCUACUGAUUUAUGAUAUAAUGUGCCUUAAAUGUUGUUAUUGUUGUACUUAUAUUGUGCUUAAAAUGUACAAGAAAUGUUGAAUUUACAAUGAGAAUUUACGAAUUCAGUGUAAUAUGAAGCAAUAUUAUGCUGUAAGAUUUCUAGUCAAUAUAACAAAUAAACGCUUUUUAAAAACUGAAGUGUUUUAUUGUUUAAUUUGUAGAGAAUACAACAUUGUGAGUAUUGAUGACAUCGAGAUCUUUUAUAAUUAAUUUAAUGUAUAUUUUUUCUAAAUACAAAACUAUGUUAUACAUUUUACUAACGUAAUAUUAUGUACCAUACAGUAUAUUACUAAAAACCUAUACUUAUUCUACACAUGUAUAAAAGAACAAUUCAUACAUUUCCCGGUCAGAGUCUUCAUACUUAUUAACAAUAUGGAUUCCAACUGUAUGUCUUUUAAAGUUAUGUGUAUUAAUUUUAUGUCUUUUUUAUUUAUGCAUAUUAUGAAUAUGGACCUGUAACUAUCUCUGACACAAACCGGAAAGUGUGCAACCCUCCACAUCUACUAGUUACUACAAAAUGUAAAUAAUAAAAAAAUAAAGUAAAUAAAUAUCCAA